CUCUCACUUCUUUAAGCAUCGCUUGAAGAAGAGUGAAUUUGUGUGCGUGCCAUUUUGAGAAGAAAAUGUACAACGAUAUUGUCAAAAGAAUGACAACCAGGCGUUUCCAUUUCCAAGUAACCGACAUCCAUAAUGCGAUUUCUUGAGAAGAAUUGGUUGGUUGUAUUAUCUAUUUGGAUCAUAUUUUUUAUAACGGCUGUAACCAUCAAACUCGUCUUCCUGAGUUCAGUUCCAGAAGAUACAUUCUCCAUGGAAGAAGUAAUGCUGGGAUUCCUACAAAAUGAUUCAAGACUCUUGAAAUAUAUUCAUUCAAAUGAAGCGUAUCCUCCACCUCCAUCACCGGGCGUAUUUAUGAACGCCAGCAUUAUUUACAAGCCAAGAAUACGAGAUCGGGUCACUCGUGAUGUCAUAAAAAUAUUGAAUAAAAAGAAUAAUGGUGUUUUCGUGGAGUGCCGAGCCUUCGAAGGGGACUUACUUUCAAAAACGCUAGAUUUAGAAUUGUACUACAACUGGACAGGAAUUUUAAUGGAACCCGACCCGACCUUGUUCCCCAAGUUAAUUGCUAAAAGAAGGAAUGCCUGGCUACUAAAUGCUUGUCUCUCGCCAGACCCCACCCCACAUAAUCUAGACUUUUUGCGAAAAAUUAGCAAGUCCUCAAUGAACAACUCAUCGCAAUCAGACCAAGAUGCUAUGAUGCCCGACAGAAAAUCCACUUAUCGUGAUGGUAAAGGGCACGUUUGGAGGAAAUUGAGAAUUCCUUGCUUUCCAUUGUUCAGCGUCACAUCCGCUUUGCAAGUCUACACAAUUGACUAUCUGAUUUUGGAUGCGCAAGGGCUAGAACUGCAAAUUCUGCUCAAUAUUCCAUGGAAUGAUCUAAAGAUUCAUGUAAUUUUGGUAAACGUGCAGUCCAUUCCAGAAGGUCCGAGUGGAGUCAAGUUUUUCAUGCAUUCUAAAGGAUUUACUCUUAUAUCAUCCACGGGACAUUUUUAUAUGUUUGCUAACGAAAACUUCAACCCAUAGUCUAGCUGGAGAUCUCGUUGGCUAGGCUGGAAAUUGUAAAAAUAUGCUUGUUUCUUGAUCAGAUUAAAAAUGUUCAAAGUGCAAAAUGUUAAAUCAAUCCAGAUCAUGUUCCUUGUGAAUGCAAGUUUAGCUUUCAGGGGAGAGAUACAUAUGCUGAAUUGAAGAUUGAGAAAAUGACAAUAUCAUUCCUGCAUACAUACAAUACUUUGUACAUACAGAAGCGGAAAAAAUGUCACCAUUCCCACAUGUACAUGUGCUUUUUUGCAUGUGCAUAUACAGUCAACAUACUUAAUACAAUUAUUAUUAUGCUCGAUUAAAUUAUUGAAUGAUUAGUAAACUAUUUUGUCACUGACUGCUUAUAAAAAUAUAAAAAUUCUAUAAUCUAAACGUGAAAAUGUUAAGAUUUGUGGUUAUACGUAAUGUGAGCAAAUAUAAGUAGGGUUUUGGUAGUAUAUAUGUAUUGUAUGUACAUACGUAUGUACAUGUAUAUAUUUGUAUAUAAGUACCCAGACAAACAACCCAGAAACCUCAAUAUUUUGAAUUAUGGUUUCAUUCCAUUUUUGAUUCUCUGCUAUAAAGAUCGAACCAUCAUUGCGUUGGAGAACCAACCAACCUAACAAUUUAAAAUCAAAGCAGUAUUCUGUAUAUAAUGUAAAGUCAUAAGAAUAAAGUUAUUUUUGGUAAAACUUCAAAAAUCAA
This is a messenger RNA of Folsomia candida, 1719 nucleotides long. Its product is annotated as protein Star. The coding region runs from base 133 to 1020 and encodes 295 amino acids. The transcript has 7 exons. NCBI's taxonomy places the organism in Eukaryota, Metazoa, Arthropoda, Collembola, Entomobryomorpha, Isotomidae. The record is from RefSeq and is a predicted model, not a curated record.